Molecule: messenger RNA, 1419 nt
Organism: Physeter macrocephalus (sperm whale)
Lineage: Eukaryota; Metazoa; Chordata; Mammalia; Artiodactyla; Physeteridae
Product: zinc finger protein 300-like
Exons: 6
Coding region: 157-531 (124 amino acids)
Biological process (GO): regulation of DNA-templated transcription
Source: RefSeq, a predicted model, not a curated record
ACGCUCCAGCCAUCCCCGCGCGAGGCGGCUUCUUCUGCGCGUGUGUGCCCUCCAAGACCUCACGGUGGUGACCCCGCGCGGGGGUGAGGCCCGAGAGGUUAAGCCCCUCACCUGGCUGGCCUUGGUCGGGGCUGGAGGUGCGCCGUGCAGAGGAAGAUGGCGCGGAUCUCUGCCUUCACCCAAGGGUUACAGAAAACGACCAAGUCCCAGACACCAGUAACAUUCAAGGACGUGGCUGUCGAUUUCACCCAGGAGGAGUGGCAGUAUCUGGACCCUCCCCAGAGGGAUCUGUACUGGGACGUGAUGCUGGAGAACUAUAUCAACCUCAUCUCAGUGGGAUAUAAAACCACCAAGCCUGCUGUGAUCUACAAAUUGGAACAAGGAGAAGAACCAUGGAUGGUGGAGAGAGAAAUCUCAAGUUGGAGAUACCCAGAAAAAGUCUGGCAAGUUGAUGACCACAUGGAGAGGCACCAAGAGAACCAAGGAACACUUUUCAGCUUGCAGGAUCUUCGUUCCCCAACCAGAGAUUGAACCCAGGCCAUGGCAGUGAAAGUACAGAGUCCUAACCACUGGACCACCAGGGAAUUCCCUAUUUUUUUUCUUUUAACAAAGUAUGAUUUGUAACAAAACAUAGGGCAUCCUAAAUAAGAAUUCUAAAGUAUAAAAUAAACUUUUUUCCUGUUGUUUGUUGGCAUAUAUAAAAGACUCCUGCUACUUCUUGAUCAGUGAUAAGAGUAUGUAAAUGUAUUGUUAUUUACAUAAAGUAUAUAUGAGAUAGAUAUCAUAUAAGAGUGAGCAAAAGAAAAUAGCCAUGGCCUCUUACAACACUCACUACAAUUUAAAUAGUUGUUUUUGGUGACUAAAUUACUCCCUUUUUAUAUACUGUUACUGUACCCCCAGAUCCAUAUGUUGAAGCCCUAACCCCCAGUGUCUCAUAAUGUGACUGUAUUUGGAGAUGGGGCCUUCAAAGAGUAAUUAAGUUAAAAUGAGGACAUUAGGUGGGCCCUAAUCAGUCUGACUGGUGUCCUUAUAAGAAGGGAUUAGGAUACCAGGGAUACAGAUACAGAGAGGAAAGGCCAUGUGAAGAGACAGCAGGAGGGUGGCCUCAGAGGAACCCAACCCUGCCUGCCCCUUGAUCUUGGACUUCUAACCUCCGUAACUGUGAGAAAAUAGAUUUCUGGUUUUUAAGCCAGCCAGUCUGUGGCAUGUUUUUUUGGCAGCCCUAGCAAAUUAAUAUACAUACUAUUAUUCAUUUUCACUGGAUUACUUCAUAAGUUUGAGUAUACAAACUAUAAAUACUACACAAUCUAACAAUAUGAUUGGAGGCUUGUUGUACUAUGCACCAUUUCUACCUAUAUGGCAUUUCCUAAUUCACCUGUGGUAGAAUAGUAAGAAAUAAUUUUCAUUAGGAUUUUACAG